AUAUACUACAUGUGUUUUACAGCAAUGGAUGUUUUAAGUAACUCUGACUCUGAGCACAUGAGUGAAGUGUUGAACCCACAUACAAGAAAAGUUGAGGUCCUCCAUGAUGUUGCUGGUUCUGUUCCAGUAACAGUCAUAGAUGAUGCUCCAGAAGUUACCAUCUAUAAUUCAGCUGGAAACCAAGAGACAAGGAGUUCAGGGAAUUUAUCAGCUGACUCUGUUAAUAUGGGAAACUUUACAAAUAGAAACAACAAUGCAGGUUCCUUUGAUAAGGGACAUGCCGAUGGUGAAGCUGUAUGUAUACCCAAGUACCUAAUACAUCAGCAGCCAUCUGAUGAUGAGUUCAGUCACUUACCCGUGGAACAGAGGAGGGAUAUGUUUGAAUCUCUCACAUCCUCCUUUGAAAAAAGAAGUGAAAAGAAUGUAAAAGUAGAAGCUCCGCCUAGACAUGUUAUGAAGUCUGAGGAGUGUAAAUCAAAGCUGACUUCAUCUCACUCCAAGACUGCAACUGAAAUCAAUACAGCAAAAGAGAAAGUAAAUCCAUUUAAUGAAUAUAGUAAGAGGGAGAGACCUCUGAAAAAAAGUAAGUCAGAACUAGAAAUCAAACGGCCACCUGCAAAAAAAAUUGAAGUAGAAGAAGUUCCAUCAACACCUCCGUGGUGUCAUCGUGCCCAGAAAUUGGAAGCAAAUUAUGAACCCAAAAUGGGUUUGACGACCUUCAAAGUUGUCCCUCCCAAACCUGAAGUAAAAAAUUUUGAUAGAGGACUUUCGAUCUCAACUGGUGCUAUUAAGAUCGAUGAACUAGGCAACCUUAUCAACCCAAAGCCUGUUGUCAGUAAGAACAUACCAGGUUCCUCUGCUGGUGAAAGUGAGGAGAUUCCUCUUGGGAAAGUGAAGGCAUUCUGGAGGUCAAGUUCUGUGGAAAAACAAGGUGAUGACUCUGCUGAGCAUCUUGCUAAAAAGCCAGCAGUUACCACAAACUCUAAAUCCUUUGUUACAAAGCAAGAAUGCAAACCCGUCUGUCCUGCAGCUUCAAAACCUGUACCACCACAAACUGUUAUUUCCCAGGUAGGUGAAAAACAGUCUGAGAAUGAGAAGACCAAACCACCUCUUCCAGUUACACAGUCUCAGGUAAAACCAUUAGUGGUCCCAGCCAUUAAUAAGGACAAGCCAGAGCUUCCAUUUCUAAAGCCUCACAGGAGAACUUCUAGUCAGUAUGUGGCCUCUGCCAUUGCAAAACACAUCAACCUACCUACCUUUAAGUCUGAUUCUACAGAUUUUCAUGAGAAAGAUGAAAAUAAGCAUGGGACAGGAGAGGUUAAAACUGAAGCUGAUGUUUCCCCCAAAAGGUGUAUUAUUGUGGCCAAGUACAGCCCUGUGGAAACAGAAUCAGCAGAAACAAGAGAAAAAAAUUCAAGUAUUUUUACUUGUAGUCAAAAAGCAUCCCACAGAUUCGCACCUGGUGAUAAUUCUGGCACGGAAAACAAAGUAGUGAACAUCAGGGCACCGAGUCAAGCAACUCCUGCUAGUUUCUAUAAAAAGAAUGCCAGUGUCCCACUUAGUAAAUCCUCUUCAAAGGAUAACAACAAAGCAGAAGAUGAUCACAGUUUAAACAGCAAACAAGGUACAGCAGAGAAAAAGAUGCAUCUUUUGUUUGACCAGAAAUGUGAGACUUUGCCCCGUAGUAAUUCAGCCUCCUCUCUCAAGUCACCUGAGCUCCAAGGAGCCUCACCUUCUUUCAGCUCAUCUUUGCGCAUUACUAAAUGGCCUCCUGCUGACAGCAUGCAAGUUAGUUCCCUGAAAGCAUCGCCCGAGUUCAAUGGUGUGACAGCAAAGGCAGAAUCAGAACAGAAUGACAGACCUGAUGAUUCGGCUGCUAAUGCUGUCGGUGAAUUGGAUGUUAACGUGCAGACUAAUAUCUUCGGACCAAAGAAGAAGUUCAAACCUGUUGUCCAAAAACCAAUUCCAAAAGAUACAUCGCUGCACAGUGCCCUAAUGGAAGCUAUUCAAACAGGAGGGGGAAAAGAAAAACUCAGAAAGGUUUCAGACAGCGCGCUAAAUGGCAAUCACAAGAAACCCUCAUACAGCGAGCCAGAGAAUGAGCGGUCAGCCCUACUAGCAGCAAUUAGAGGUCACAGUGGCACUUCCAAGCUGAAAAAAAUCUCCUCAUUGGCCUCCGAAGAGCUCCAGAGUUUUAGGAAUGCAGAACUGUCUUUACCAAAAGCAGAAGACCCUCAAGAAGAACAGCUCUGUAUUCCACCUGCCCCUGCCCAGCCACCGCCACCGCCUCCCCCUCAGCUGUCAACAGCGACUUUUAAAUUCUCUGCCACGACUACAGGUGACCCUGGAGAGGCAAGGCGAGCCCUGAUGGAGGCCAUUCGCUCUGGUGCUGGAGCAGCAAAGUUAAAAAAGGUCCCUCUUCUCGUUUGAAUCACAUACAAAGAACAAGUAAUUGGAAAAUCUAACCCCAUAAGCACCUAUAAUCAUCAUUCAAGUUCUGAAGGGCAAAAAACAUCAAGACAUUUAGUUUAUUCUUUUGUCUACACGCCAAAAUAAGUUGUAGUUAAUUUUCUUUGUGUUCCUGCAUAAUGGUUCUAAAGGAAAAAUAUGUUGCUCUGCUGUAAAGCUUCUGUGCCAAGGAAUUGUGUUUUGCCUCUGAAUAUUUAAGGUUGCCAAUAAACUACUCUUGUUGGCAGGUUAAUAAGAAUAUAAACACUGUGCGGUCCUGUGUUCAUACUUAAUUGUGUUUAUGGGCAAAAUGAAAAGACUUUGCUAGCUAUCUGAAAAGUAAUAUUCAUUUCAAGUUCUUAAGAAUAUGUAACUGUUUCAAACCAUUUACUUCUUAUUUGAUUUAGAAAGGGCAGUAAAUGAUCAGGGGGAAAAGGAGAAUAAAGAUCUGUAGAAAAUAAUCACAAGGAAAAGGUUGUGGUACAUUAUGAGGAACGUCAACUGUCAUACGUGGAGUCAUUGUUGUCUUCUUAAGAUUAAGUGAAUGUUAUAUCUUUGGUGGAGCUCUGAGAAAGCAGUCAAUCAAGAGUGAAUGUGAGACUGUGUCUAUUGAAAAGUUACUUAUGGGAUAUGACGUAUCAAAUACUUGCAUGUAUAGAUAUACUGAGCCCUAGUAAUGUUCACGGCACUUUAAGAACUGAGACACCUUAAAGAAUCUCUAUUUGCAACAGACUGUGAGCAUUAUAAAUAAGACUUCAGAGUGCUCCAUCGAGGUUCAGGAUUUAGAAUUCAUUCCUGCACUGCAAAAGGAAGUCAAGCUGGUUUGUAUUAGAAACCAGGACUUUGUCUCUUGGUCAAGUUGUGGGUAAUUUCGCCAUUUGCUUCCAGAUUGUAUGGUUGUUGUAUGUUGUCUCAUGAAUAUUUAUAAGCAGCAUCUUUCUCAAAUGUUAACUACUUUGGUAGUUGCUGUUGUACAUAUUUUGACAAUCUUUCAUUGAAUUGAAAUUAUUAACUUAUAAAGGAGAGAUCAAAAAUGCUUUUUCGUAUUUCCUGUAUUGUAAUGAAACUGAGGAAGAGGAAGUUUGUACAUUUACACUUUUAUAAUCACAGAUCAGAGUGCUGGUAGAUUUUUUUUUUUGAGGCUGAAAUUUAAAAUGUAUAGCUGUGUAAUGUUGAAAGCGAGAGAAUAUUUAGCCAUCUGCAUUUAAUAUGACUGUAUAUUAUAUAUUGUAAAAUAUUGAUGUCUGUUAGUGCCACAAAUAAAAAUAAAACUAAAACCUUA
Messenger RNA from Meleagris gallopavo (turkey), 3730 nucleotides. The record is from RefSeq and is a predicted model, not a curated record. Lineage: Eukaryota; Metazoa; Chordata; Aves; Galliformes; Phasianidae.